Molecule: messenger RNA, 1808 nt
Organism: Nylanderia fulva
Lineage: Eukaryota; Metazoa; Arthropoda; Insecta; Hymenoptera; Formicidae
Biological process (GO): cellular response to hydrogen peroxide
Source: RefSeq, a predicted model, not a curated record
GUGUCUUCGGGAGUCGCUGGUCUCCGAUGCCGCGCAGUAGCAGUGUUUAUUUACGUACGCCAUCGUUGUGUGUGAUUAAUUGAUCGCGAGUUUUCCACGCCUCCGAAGCUGCUCGCACAGAUUCGACGCGGACGCGUCCUGUCACUUCUCGCGGGCGCUGUCAAACGCUCGCGCGGAAAGCCGCACGCGAGCUGUCAAAGUCGACGAGAGGACGGGGACGGGGAACGAUCGGUCGCUACGCCAUCGUCGUGCACAAGUCGCAUCGUAAUGUCGUCAUCCUCGUCCCUGCUGUCUACGUUCUAACCUAUCCGCGCGACUCGUCGUCUCGCGGUUUGUUGUGUUUAUUCCGGAUCCUUGCGAGACACUCGGCUGUCAAAUCCGAUGUUGCGAAAAUAGCUCGCAGCCUGGUGACGACUAUGAGCGACGAGGACGACGUGUUGCCGGCGCGUCUACAGAGACUCGAGAUUGAUCGUCGUUCCAAGAGUUCCUCCCACAUUGCAGCGACAGACAAAUCAAAGGUGACAAAUCUAUUCAGGAUAUUUGGUGAGACUUCCGAUAGUAGCUACUUAUUUCGAAGAAGAUCCAUGCCCAACAGGCCUACCAUGUUCUCGGACAGUCCAAAGGGCAUUAAAAGUACAACGAACUUCAAGUCUAAGGUUGAGAAAGCCAGCAGAUUCGAGAAGACCAGGAGCAGUCGUAAAUCUUCAUUCUUAAAUAUUCUAAAAUCAAGCGCUUCUGGAACUAGCGAUCUUAGUGAUAAUUCGGUGGAUGCGCUCAAGGACAUGUUGAAGCUCAGUAUUCUCAGUAAAAAUUCCAAGAUAAUCGAUAAAUCGGUCAUGAAGGACUUGAAGGCGUUGAGAAUCAGUAAAGAUUGUAGACAGGCCAAGGAUGACACUAGCAUUCAAGAUGAUGAGUGCGAGGCCGGUAGUUUUCAGCGUGCUCGUAGUAACACGAUGCCGAAUCUGAAGAGGGGUCCUGGUCCAGGUGGCGGAGAACAACGAACGACGACCGGGCAGUCGGAUGCGAGUAGCGCCUCGUCUUCUGGUCAACAGUUGUCGAGCUCGCCGAACACUUGUUCGGUACAGGCGCGAAUAUCACCACCUUCCUCGAGUGACGUCACGAUCGGCGAACUCGCCGGCUACUUCGAAGAGUUCGUCCAUAUUCCAAAGAAGAUGUCACAUAUGGCAGAGAUGAUGUACACUUAAUAUCUGUAAAGUAUCUUGAGUCUUGCGGAUACAGACUUUCUUUCCGCGCACAGUUACCUCAGACUGUGCGUAUUUCAUUCGCUAUACGAUAUCAUAUAUCUCUCUGUUUGUUUAAACCUAUUUAAUUCACACUAAAUUAUUCUUUUAAUAUAUAUUAUAAUAGACAUUGGCAAAAGAAAAAGAAAGAAAAAGAUAUUCAUUUUUGUUUGUGUAUAGUCUCGAAAUUAUUGAAAUAUCUUAUAAUAUAUUUAUAUAAAAAUGUAGCAAAGAUAUCGAUAUACCUUUUUUUUCUUUGUUUUUUUUUUCAUCUGUAUCUGUGCACUAUUUGGUUUCUUUAGUGUAUAAAAGGGAAUAUGGAAUAUAAUUAUAUUAUAUGUAUUUAAAAAGAAACUUUUGUAUUACGAGAGAGAAGAAUAAUUGGUUUUAGAAUAAAUCGCAUAAACUGAAAAUCAGUAUCGAAGUAUUUAUCGAGCACCCACACAAUCAAAUAGAUAUUUUUAUACGAAUAUUUCUGUACCUUUGCAUAUACUUCAUCUCGCAUUAGCUAUUUGACUGACAAAUAAAAUGUUUGUCUUGCGCGAAUAGAAAAAAAUCUAAAAAAAC